Molecule: messenger RNA, 955 nt
Organism: Trichomonas vaginalis G3
Lineage: Eukaryota; Parabasalia; Trichomonadida; Trichomonadidae
Exons: 1
Source: RefSeq, a predicted model, not a curated record
AUGGAUAGAAAAUCUGCUAGAAUAAAAGCAGAGUUGCAAAGAUAUGGUUGGAGAGUUUCGAAGAAGUUUAAAUAUAGGAAGGGAAGACCCAUAAAAGUCUAUGACAAAUUGUCUGGUCUUCGCUACGAAAUGGAUUUGGAAACAGCACGUGCCAAUUAUCCAAACAGACUAGAGAGGUUAGAAGAAGAACGUCUUAUGAACAUGCCUUUCGAUGUUAGUGAACCUCAAGUUGAAGGACACGACGGCUUUGCCAGAUUCUACUGGAAACAUGACGAACAAUUGCAUCCUUUGAGAAGGAAAAAAGGUAGUGCAGAGGAUGGUCAUGCUCCCAUGGAAAGAACAAAAUAUGCAUAUGAAAAGUACCGUGAAGUUAGAAGUCAAAUUACAUCUGGUCGAACCUUUACAGUAAACUUUGACGAAGGAAAGAACAAAGAAGGCUUCAUGGGAGUACUUGCUGCCAUACAAGACGGAAAUAAGAAAGGACACAAUCUCAGAUUGACCAUAACAGAUUUGGAUGGUCACAUUUACUAUGCACAUGGCAAUGUCACAACAGCCGCACAACUUCUUGACGCUUUCAAGACUACAAAGAGAGAACAAAUGGUUGACUCCGACUCAGACAUUUUGAAUGCAAUUGAAGGAAUUGCAAGUGUCAAGUUCGAAUGGUACCAACCUAACCGUCAAGCAGUCAGACAACAUGCUGGAUACUUCCCGUUCAUAAAUAAGUCUGACAUUGACUUGACAAGGUAUGGAAUUUACAAUUCAAUUGAAACAAUUGUCAAUGAACCUUGUAUUCUUACAUGUCUCAGGAACUCUGGUCUUGUUACAGAUGAGAAGAUGAAGUAUCUUGAGUCAUGUGUGAAGACAAGGUACAUUCUCAGAGGUCAAUUGGCAAAAAUUGCACCGUUGGCAAAUGUCAAUAUCCGAGUCAACAUACCUACAGCUAAAGGUUCUUCAC